GUUAAAACUAACUCUAUUGUCGUGGCUUCGGAGCUCGCAAUUAAUGACUUCGGUAAAUGACCCUUCGGUCACUAAGUGCAUCUUGUCCUCAGAGAAACUCGGUCCAGAAGAGAGAAACCAACUUUGGAGAAUCUUCGAUGAACGGCCAGCGUUGACUCGAAUGAUUCUGAGAAGCUUCGACAAAUCUGGCUUCUUUAAGACCAAAGAUCUCCUGAAAAGCUUCGACAAACUCGGCCCGGACAAGAAUGAAGCUCUCCUUCGAAGCUUCGACGAAGAACCAGGCGCUACCUUGAAUCUCCUGGCAACAUUCGACAAACCAGGAGUAAACAGUAUAAGCGAACUCCGGACGAGCUACGAUACUUUUGCCUCGAAAGAGGGACACGGGCUCCUGAAGUCCUUCGAUGAACAACCGGGCAUGACACGAAUGCUCCUGAGAAGCUUUGGCAAGCUUCGGCCGAACGAGAGACGCCAACUUCUGAUUACUUUUGAAAAUUUGAUGCCGUACGAGAGACGUCAGCUUCUCGACUGCAUCGCUGGGAUACAACAGCAUCUCAUCAGCUGCCAUGAAACUGGUUAUUUCCAGCAAGGAUUCAGCUGGGAAGGAGCCGAGACAAGUCAGCUGAGGAAGCUCAGUAAUGUCCCAAGUGCUUUCCUGCUGUGA
Darwinula stevensoni is the source of this 661-nucleotide messenger RNA. Lineage: Eukaryota; Metazoa; Arthropoda; Ostracoda; Podocopida; Darwinulidae. The record is from the annotation of a GenBank genome assembly.